This is a messenger RNA of Thyridium curvatum, 804 nucleotides long. RefSeq lists its product as uncharacterized. Gene Ontology annotation, biological process: transcription by RNA polymerase III. The record is from RefSeq and is a predicted model, not a curated record. The transcript has 3 exons. Gene Ontology annotation, cellular component: RNA polymerase III complex. NCBI's taxonomy places the organism in Eukaryota, Fungi, Ascomycota, Sordariomycetes, Thyridiales, Thyridiaceae. The coding region runs from base 1 to 804 and encodes 267 amino acids.
AUGUCUCGUGGCGGCGGGCGAGGGGGCCGAGGAGGGCGCCGAGGCGGCAUGGCCAAUGCGCCUUGGGCCGAGAACCUCGAUCCCAACAUCAAAUCAGACGGCAGACCCGUCGAGCUGUUUCCUGACUACAAGGUCCCCGUCGCUACGGCGCUCUCCAAGAAGGAGAGCCACAUCGUCGAAUGCUACCUCCUCGUGCGCGAGCAAGUCCACGCCAGUCCUCUCUACACGCAUACGCAAACAUCACGCGCCGAGGCCACAAGGGCAUAUGGCCAGGACCAAAUCAACCAGCGAUAUGGGGUCCAGAACAAAGCGACGAUCGAUCCAUUCGUGGCGGUGCCACUAUACUCGAACCGUUUCGAGAAGCCCGAGAGGACGCUGCCCGACUUGUUAGCGAGGCCUUUCAGCGUGGAACUCUUCCCUCCCGAACUGAAAGCAACCCUCGAAGGGGAAGAUUCCGGCCGGAGGGGCCGCCCCAACAAGCGGCGCAAGGUGCUCGCGCUCGCAGACAACACCUCCCUGCGCACAGCCGAAGAGAUAUUCAACCAGCCCAAGGCAUCAGAUGUCGCCGACAACGCGCAAAAGGCGCUGGACCAGCUGGGUCGAUUCGAGGAUCUGGCCGAGGGUGAGGACAAUGCCGAGCUGGAUCUCAUCGAAGACGAAGGCGAUUAUGGAGACGACGUGGACGAACAGUACUCGGACGAAGACCAGGAGGGUGGCGAUUACGACGCCGAGAACUACUUUGAGGAUGGCGAGAAUGAUGAUGACUUUGGUGACGACGGCGGGGAUGGCGAGGAUGCCUUCUAA